This is a messenger RNA of Wyeomyia smithii (pitcher-plant mosquito), 543 nucleotides long. RefSeq lists its product as uncharacterized. The transcript has a single exon. Lineage: Eukaryota; Metazoa; Arthropoda; Insecta; Diptera; Culicidae. The record is from RefSeq and is a predicted model, not a curated record. The coding region runs from base 1 to 543 and encodes 180 amino acids.
AUGGGAAGUAAACUGUCGCCGUUGUUAGAAAACCUCUUUAUGAGCGAUUUUGAAGACGACGCUCAGAAAGAAAAAUAUUUCCCACGUGUAUGGAAGCGCUAUGUAGACGACAUUUUCGCUCCGGUAAAAGAACGCUACCUGGACCAAACUUUGGAAAUGCUCAACUCUCGGCACAGCUCUAUAAAAUUCACAGUAGAGCGAGAGGAGAAUGGAAAGCUACCGUUUCUGGACCUAUUAAUAACCAGAAAAGAGGAUAGAACAUUGAAAUUCGGUAUCUACCGUAAACCAACAUCAACUGAUCGCUAUAUAACAUCGGAUUCGAACCACUUUGGCGGUCAAAAGCAGGCGGCCUUCCAUUCAAUGGCCCAUCGCCUGUAUAAUAUACCGAUGGAAAACGCAGAGUUUGCCGAAGAAAAAGAGCAUAUUCACAGAGCGGCCGAAGUAAAUGGAUACGAAGAAGGAUUCGUGAAUAAAAUCCUACAAACACACCGACGCAAACGACAUAGACGAAUGUCAACAACGCUGCAACCAGAACGAGAAUAA